AUGAAGACUAGUUAUCUAAUAUUGAUUUUACAUUAAAAUCAAGAAUAUUGUUGUAUUAACAUUUUUUAGAUUUAUUUAAAAUAACACACACAUAAUGAAUCANCUAUUCAUAAUUAUCUUUUAUAAAAGUACUAUAAUUAAUAUUAUUCAGAUUCCCCAAUAAAUAAGAUAUUUUAUUAAGCAUUUUAGACAUUAAAAUUUAAUCAGUCCAAGAAUUACUUUUCAAUUCAUUUUUUAUUAAUUACUUUGGAGAAAGUAACUUUUUUGUUUUCUUAAAUGCUUAACCCUAUGAAAAAUUAAACUUUAUCUCUUCUAAUACAUAAUUAAAUUUGCUUGAAACUUUCAAUACUAUUAGAUCAAGUAUGAUGGAUUCUUCAGAUGAAUCAGAUGAUUUCUAAUAAAAUAAUCAGUUUAAUUUUUGUCAUUCCUAAUUUGAAGAUUCUCCAAUGCUUUCUCCUAAAAUAAAGCCUAAACAUCAAUCAAGAUUAUCAAGUAGAUAAGUUGUAUUAGAAACUUUAUUAAAUGAAUAAAUAAUUACACCACAAUAGUUCUAACAGUUUUAUAAAGAAGAAGAUUUUUAAAAUGAAUAAGAAAUUAAUGAAUUUAGUGAAAUGCUCUCUAAGGAAAUUGAAAAUUCUUAAUUAACAACACCUAUUUAAAGUGAUGUAAGUAUAUUAUUUAUUAUUAGUCUACUGCUACAUGUCCUAAUACAGUCAUUAUUCACUCUAGAAAAAAUGUAGUCAAUCGAAUUAGUGAUAUAAUACUUGAAGCAUAAUAGGAAUUUAUUUAAGCUACAAAAAAACCCUAUAAUGUUAAUAAAGUCUAGAAUGUAAGAAAGAAUCUAUUCAAUUUACAUUGA
This is a messenger RNA of Paramecium primaurelia, 859 nucleotides long. Lineage: Eukaryota; Ciliophora; Oligohymenophorea; Peniculida; Parameciidae. The record is from the annotation of a GenBank genome assembly.